GGUCCGAGAGGGCCGCUAUGCAGCAAAGCACGCCCGAAGGGUAGGAGCCCGGGCCCUCCCCCGGGCCCAGGAGUGCGCAGGUGAUGGAGACCCGCCAGGUGCCCAGGAGCCACCGGCUGCGGCUGCUGCUGCUGCUGCUGCUGCUGCUGCUGCUGCUUGUGCCCUGGGGCAUCCGCACGGCCUCAGCGGUAGCCCUGCCCCCCGCGGGGGUCCUCGGCCUCCGCACCCCCCGGCGCGCCAGGGCGGGUCCCCGCAGCCCCGCGUCGCGGCGGAGCCUGGCGCUGGCGGACGACGCGGCCUUCCGGGAGCGCGCGCGGCUGCUGGCCGCCCUCGAGCGCCGCCGCUGGCUGAACUCGUACAUGCACCAGCUGCUGGUGCUGGACGCGCGCUGA
This is a messenger RNA of Choloepus didactylus (southern two-toed sloth), 392 nucleotides long. It is a transcript of the gene PTH2, whose product is annotated as parathyroid hormone 2. Bases 84 to 392 code for a protein of 102 amino acids. Gene Ontology annotation, cellular component: extracellular region. Gene Ontology annotation, biological process: neuropeptide signaling pathway. The record is from RefSeq and is a predicted model, not a curated record. Lineage: Eukaryota; Metazoa; Chordata; Mammalia; Pilosa; Megalonychidae. The transcript is spliced from 3 exons.